This is a messenger RNA of Vollenhovia emeryi, 2215 nucleotides long. RefSeq lists its product as uncharacterized. NCBI's taxonomy places the organism in Eukaryota, Metazoa, Arthropoda, Insecta, Hymenoptera, Formicidae. The record is from RefSeq and is a predicted model, not a curated record. Gene Ontology annotation, cellular component: SCF ubiquitin ligase complex. Bases 729 to 2021 code for a protein of 430 amino acids. Gene Ontology annotation, molecular function: protein binding. The transcript has 8 exons. Gene Ontology annotation, biological process: SCF-dependent proteasomal ubiquitin-dependent protein catabolic process.
UCCGAAAUCAAUUCUUGUCGAACCUUGACAAACACAACAAUGGCACUCAUUGAUCACGAAGUUUCAGCAUAAACAGUUCUUAUGUGAUUGCCGUCUACUUUCCCAUAUUUUCUUGUAUUCCACAAGUAAGAAUUGGAUUGGAAAGUGACACUGUGCUGGGCGUAAAAUUUCGUUGAAACGUUCGCGAGAUUUUCCAUAAGAAAAGUGCAGGGUCCUUUGAUCAAUAUUAUUUAAAGAGAUACGUCACUUGCGGAGGAAGCAAUAAGAGAAGAACACACUUUGGAUGGCAAAGGGAGAGCGGCAAGCGAUACGCGACCAUCGCCGCUCUGCACCUAUCCUCAUCUAUCAUUUUUUUUUCUUAUAAAAGUUCUUUAUAAAAGAGUAUUCUAAAACUUGACUAGUUUAAUCUAUAAUCUUAUUAUUAUAUCUAUUAUAUUUUAUUUUAAUCAUGUAUCUAUCUAUAACAUUCAUAGGCUGGUAUUCACAGUUGAUUCUUAUUUCAAAAUCAUCUUAAGUGUUGUCUUAAGACGCUAAUACGGCUCUGUGAUUGGUUGAAAACGCAUUAAGAGACUUGAGAUAAGAACCGACUAUUUAGAUAUACGUGUUGUUUGGCUUAUUAUUUUGCCAUAAAGAAAUUAUUUGUACGUUCUCCUUGACACGUCGCCAAAUUUUUGUAGAAAUGUUUGCCAAAAGUGGUUUGUUCUUAUAUAUUUUGUAGGUAAAGGAAAAUGAAAAUAAAACGCAGCAAGUCUCUUUCUCCUGAACCAUCUAGUAGCAAAGAUACAAAACGUAUAAAACUUGAGAGUAUUGCAAAUUUAAAUGGAAGAAAACCAUCUCGGAACAUUCUUUCAUUCUCGGAUGACGUUUUACUUAAUAUAUUGAAAUAUGUACAUCCACAAGAUCUCAUGGCAAUCAGUUUAUGCUGUGUCAGAUUUGCGCAGUUAGCGCAUGACAGGACUUUGUGGAGAAGAGUAGAUUUUCGUAAAAACCCCAUACUUCUAGAUGAUUUAAAUCAGUACAUGAAGUUUUUGCAGCCAAUAACAAUGAGUCUAGCAAUGCGUGGCAAUCUGAUCUGCCGCGAAGGUUCGUCUCUCACGCAAAGAUUCUUUAAUAAUGUGAAAACACUGUGCGAUCAACUGAAGGAAUUGAUCAUUGAAGAAUAUUACAUCAAUGGAGAUAAGAUUCAUAUAACAGAUUUUCCAUGCACCAUUGAAAAGCUUUCAUUGAAAGGUUGCAAAAUGGAUUACUUGCAGAGUAAUAAGUCUUAUUUUUUUAAAAUGGAUCUUCACAUGCCUAAUUUAACAUGUUUGAUUUUAAGUAACUGUGAGUGGUUUACGCCGCAUUCCUUACUAGUUAUUAGCAAAAUACCAAAACUUAAGGAACUCAGAUUGAACUCGUGUCACCGUCUGGGCGAAUGUGUUGCAUAUGCUAGUUUAGCAACUAGAUUUGGAUUCAAGACGUUAGAGAUUUUAGAUUUACGGGAUACAGCACUUGGAGAUAGUGAGGUCGGUUGUUUUAGCAGCACUAAAACUCUAACACAUCUCUAUUUGGAAUGUCCUUCUACAUGGAGAAAUGAAGAGUCGCCUGAAGUUAUACAACACCGACAGCAACAGGCUUUACGAUUACCCAUAUUUGAAGAUCGCAAUCUAGUACAGUUUUUAGUCGAGGAUGGAUUUGCUCUUGAAAAUUAUGGAUUUCAACGAUGUUUGAUAUCAGAUAGAGCAAUAUGUGCACUUGGAAGCGAUACUUGUGAUAGAGAAGUGGUAAAUAGUUUUCUUGCUCCCGAAGGAAUGAUAAUAUUACGAGAAGAUAGACGGGUAUCUAAUAAUCCAAAUCUUAAAACAUUAGUCGUUAGAAACUAUCCACGUGUAACAAAUUCGAGUCUUAUCCAUUUGGCUUUAAAUGCAUCGAAAUUGGAAUACUUGGAUGUUACUGGUACUUCUGUGACAAAAGAGGGUGUUGAAUCCUUUAAAUCGCAAAAAAACAAUGUUAAAAUAGUCUCGUCGUUCGAUGAGACAUAGUUAAAGUCGUAUCUAGCAAAUUAGGAAUUAAUGAAUAUUUAUGUUUUAUUAAUACUUUUCGUAAUUUAGAAAUUAUAAAUACUUUUCGAAAAGUAUUAAUACUUUUAUAUUUGAAUGCAUAUUAUGCUUUGAUAUUAAGAUAUAAGUAAUGUUCAAACAAUUUUCUAUAAAUAAAUAAUUUUGAUUAAAUGUAA